Molecule: messenger RNA, 1922 nt
Organism: Silurus meridionalis
Lineage: Eukaryota; Metazoa; Chordata; Actinopteri; Siluriformes; Siluridae
Exons: 5
Coding region: 1-723 (240 amino acids)
Biological process (GO): immune response; cytokine-mediated signaling pathway; cellular response to lipopolysaccharide
Molecular function (GO): cytokine activity
Source: RefSeq, a predicted model, not a curated record
AUGCUUUUACCUCACUCACAACUGACUGCAGAGGGAGAGAGCAACAUGGCAAAGCUGAGCCUUUACACUGACGGCAAGAUGGAGAACAUGUGCUGGUGCUUAAAUCUGCAAAUGGUUCAAAUGCCACAAUUGGAUAAGAAUCUGAGCGAGUCGGACGAGUCCGACCAGGAGAGCAUCACUACAGAAGACGAAUGUGCCGUCGAUGGAAAUGGUCCGCCACAUAUGAAAGCGUGCUUUCUUAAACAUAACGAAUCCAAAGUGCUGAUUCAGAGUUUACACCAAAUAAACAUCUCCCAGGAAAAUAUCAAAUCAAAAAGAAGAAAUCCGGCUUGCAUGAAACCUUCCACCUCAGGUGACAUCACUAUCUACUACUAUAAGUCAUCUAUAGACAUGAGAAGAGGUGUUCCUGUGGCACUAAACAUCAGCAAUUCGAAUCAGUUCCUGAAAUGCGAAUUUCAAAACGGCAAAGCAGUUCUGAGUGUCGACUGCUGCGAAAAUAGCCUGGAUGCUAUUUAUCGCAACGAUCCAACCACAUGGCCUUUCAUCUUCUACCUUACGCACACUAAGGAUGACCUUCGUUACUUCGAAUCGGUGGAAUGCAAGGGCUGGUUCAUUCACGCAGAAGCUAACCUCGUGUGCAUGGAUGAACACAAAGAUAAAGAUCCUGAGAAAUUUUCCUUCCUCAUUUUCCGUUCGCCCAACGCUUACCCGAAGCCCAAGUGAAAGUUUCUCUCUUUCUAUCUACAGAAUCUAUUUAUCUAUCUAUCUAAUAGCAUCAUCAAAGUGCUGUUUGAACUAUCGAAAGCUGUCUGUCUGUCUGUCUGUCUGUCUGUCUGUCUGUCUGUCUGCCAGUAUAUGUAUCUAUCUUAUAGCAUCAUCAAAGUUUGUUUUGCAACUUAUCUCUUUUUUUUUUUUACUUUUUUUACUUAUUAAUAUUAUUAUUAUUAUUAUUAUUAUUUUUAUAGUGUGUAUUUAACUGCCAUUGCAGUUUUAAGUAAUAUGCAUCAUAUCGUAAUUUAUUUAAUGUUCACUAUACAGGUGUGGCCUAAAUUUUAGAGAAUGACACACAUAUGAAUUUUCACAGCAUUGAUUAUGCAAGAAUGAGCUGGUAUCAGUCAGGAUUUGGCCCAGAAGUCGAUCGCCAAGGCAAAUUGCCGACAGACAAAAAAAGGGGCAACACUGAAAAUAUUGACUCUUUGCAAAAACUUAAUGUAAUCGUCAAUAAAAUCCUUUGACACUUAGGAAAUAUUUCUAAUUAUACUUCAAUAUACCAUAGUAACAUCGGGAAAAAAAGCUCUACAUACUCUAAAGCAGCAGACUUUAGUGCCAUUCUCAAAAAAAAGUUCUCCACAGCUGUAAAUAUUGUCAUAUAUAUAUAUAUAUAUAUUGAACAUGUGUUUAUUUUCAUGUUGUUGUUUUUUCUUUGCAUUUCUUUUCCCUGUCAAAUAAUAUAUAUAUAUUAAAAAAAAGAAAAUCCACUGAAAAUUAGAAACGUUUCAAUUCGGUUUGGAGUCUAUUCCCUGGACUAUUUUGGGAAAAUGGUCGAAAUUAUGCUUUUGGCUUUAUGUAGUGAUUCUUGUCUACAGUGGAUGCUGCUAAUCAGACACUUGUGUGCUGAUCUUUUGUUUUUUUUGUUUUUUAAUAAUACAUUAAAUUCAUUGCCACCAAGCUGUUAACGUCGUCCUUGAAGCCUUCACUCCCUUUAAUCAUUUUAGUUACUAUGUCUAUAUAUUACACAUGGAAUACUUCCCUGCUCAUUGAUUGGUCAGAUUUAACAACAGUUGUGCUGAAGAUCACACAAGAUGCUGUAUUUUGUAUAACAUAUAUAAUGUUUAUGAAGCAUUUCUUUGGAAGGAGUCUCCAGUGUCAGUUUUUAAGAAAAAUGUCAUGUUUUUUUUCCCCCCAGUUCAAUUUAUGCUUGU